Messenger RNA from Prorocentrum cordatum, 1246 nucleotides. Lineage: Eukaryota; Dinophyceae; Prorocentrales; Prorocentraceae. The record is from the annotation of a GenBank genome assembly.
CGCGCGUCCUUACUAGGCGCGUUGACUUUAUAAGGCCCCCCCCCAGCCGCCUCCGGCAGAGGACCCCCCCUCCGCCGGCGCGCCCGGGGACGUCGCCUCGCCGAGAGUCGCACACUCGCCGUGCGCGAGCGCGGGCCCGCGGCGCGUCUUCCACGCGCUGGCCAUCGUCAUAGUGGUGGCCGCCGUGGCCUGCUCCAUCGUGGCCUUCGUGCUGCUGGUAGUUCAGUCGGUGAUGAGCCUCAAGGAGCACUGGAACAUCUACAGAGAUGGGGCAAGGGACGUGUCCAAGUUCCUGGAGCGUGAAGUGGGCAACGUGGCCGGGACGCUCUCGCAGGAGAUGGCGGACAGCAUCGCGCAGAGCACGCUGCGCCAGGCCGAGGACCUGGUGUCCACGAUGGUCACCCGCCUGCUGAGCAACAUAUGGAGCAGCGUGCUGGAGUUCCUGAUGAUGGUGCUCUACAUCUCGUUCUGGCUGGCGAACCCCAUGCCCGUGGGCAACAAGGUCGAGGAGCUCUUCCGGCGCUACAUCCUCCUGAAGGGGCUGGCCUGCGCCGGGUACGGCAUCUGCGUGGGCGUGUUGCUCAGCGUCCUAAGCGUGGACCUGUCGGCCUUUUUCGGGCUCGCCGCCUUCCUCCUGAGCUUCGUGCCCGAGGUGGGCGCAUUUGCCGCCAUCCUGCUGCCCAUGCCGGUGAUCCUCUUCGACAGCCGCCAGGACGCGCCUGGGGGCACGCUGGCGCUGGCCACUGGCUGCCAGCUGAUGCUGAAGUUCGUGUUCGCCAACGUGGUCGAGGUGAAGCUCGUGGAGGCCGACCGCCUUAUGAAGAUGCACCCCGUGAUCAUCCUCCUGGCCGUGACCUUCUUCGGCCUCAUCUGGGGCCCCACCGGCAUGCUGCUGUCGGUGCCCUUUGUCGCCUACCUGAAGGUGAUCGUCCUCUCUGAGAGCGUCCCCGCGCUGUACCGCGACCCGGUGCUCGUGGUGCUCGAGGGCGACAGGGGCGCACCGGCCAAGCACGCGCGGAACCACAGGCACCUGGAGGUCGAGGCCUCCGCCGCGAGCAGCGACAGCAACCACGACGGCGAGGACGGCGGCGAGGACUGCGGCGGCACCAGCGCCGCGCCGCCGGCGUCCCCGAGGGCCGAGCUCCGCGGCCGGCGCGAGAACGCCACGCCCGAGAGAGACCGCGCCGCCUGCGCCGCCUGAGGCGCGGGGGGCCAGGCCGCGCCCCGCCGCGCGCGCCGCGCGCGC